UUUAUUUAUUUUUCUUUUAUUUUAGGUGUUUGGAAAUGCUCCUCCAAGUACAAUGACAGAAAAAUUUUCUGAUCUCUUACAAUUCACUACUCAAGUGUCACGAUUGAUGGUGACUGAAAUUCGACGGAGAGCAUCAAAUAAAUCCACAGAGGCUGCAAGUCGUGCCAUCGUCCAGUUUCUGGAAAUCAAUCAAAGUGAAGAAGCAAGUAGAGGUUGGAUGUUGCUCACUACAAUUAAUUUACUAGCUUCGUCAGGACAGAAAACCGUGGACUGCAUGACUACAAUGUCAGUGCCUUCCACACUCGUUAAAUGUCUGUAUCUGUUUUUUGACCUUCCACAUGUGCCUGAGGUAGUUGGAGGAGCACAGAAUGAGCUACCUCUCGCAGAGCGCCGAGCGCUACUACAGAAAGUCUUUGUACAGAUCUUAGUAAAACUGUGCAGUUUUGUGUCCCCUGCGGAAGAACUGGCUCAAAAGGAUGAUUUGCAGCUUUUAUUCAGUGCAAUAACGUCAUGGUGCCCUCCCUAUAAUCUGCCUUGGAGGAAGAGUGCAGGGGAAGUACUGAUGACCAUAUCGCGUCACGGCCUUAGUGUCAAUGUAGUGAAAUACAUUCACGAAAAAGAAUGUUUGUCCACGUGUGUUCAGAACAUGCAGCAGUCUGAUGACCUUUCUCCCCUUGAAAUAGUUGAGAUGUUUGCUGGGCUUUCUUGUUUUCUCAAAGAUUCCAGUGAUGUAUCACAAACACUACUGGAUGAUUUUAGGAUAUGGCAAGGAUACAACUUCCUCUGUGAUCUCCUCCUCAGAUUAGAACAGGCAAAAGAGGCUGAAUCAAAGGAUGCUUUGAAGGACUUGGUUAAUUUGAUUACUUCCUUAACAACAUAUGGUGUAAAUGAAUUGAAACCAGCUGGUGUUACCACUGGGGUACCUUUCCUACUACCUGGAUUUGCAGUGCCUCAGCCUGCAGGCAAAGGUCACAGCGUGAGGAAUAUUCAAGCGUUUUCCGUCCUUCAGAAUGCAUUUUUGAAAGCAAAAACUAGCUAUCUAGCACAAAUUAUCCUUGAUGCCAUCACGAAUAUUUAUAUGGCGGACAACGCCAAUUACUUCGUUUUGGAAUCACAGCACACGUUGUCUCAGUUUGCAGAGAAAAUUUCUAAACUUCCAGAAGUGCAGACCAAAUACUUUGAGAUGCUGGAAUUCGUUGUCUUCAGCUUGAAUUACAUACCCUGUAAAGAACUGAUCAGUGUGAGCAUCCUUUUAAAAUCCAGCACUUCUUAUCACUGUAGCAUCAUUGCCAUGAAGACGCUCCUGAAAUUCACCCGUCAUGACUACAUCUUUAAGGAUGUCUUCAGGGAGGUGGGGCUUUUGGAGGUGAUGGUAAAUCUUCUUCAUAAAUAUGCAGCCCUUCUGAAAGAUCCCACCCAGGCUUUGAAUGAUCAAGGGGAUUCAAGAAACAGUUCAUUUGAGGACCAAAAGCAGUUGGCUUUGUUGGUUAUGGAGACCCUGACGGUUCUACUACAAGGCUCAAACACAAAUGCAGGUAUUUUCAGGGAGUUUGGUGGUGCAAGAUGUGUGCACAACAUUGUGAAGUAUCCGCAGUGCCGACAGCACGCUCUGAUGAUCAUCCAGCAGUUGGUGUUAUCACCUAGCGGGGAAGAUGACAUGGGCACUUUGCUGGGACUGAUGCAUUCUGCUCCACCUACAGAACUGCAGCUGAAAACGGACAUCUUAAGGGCCCUCCUGUCAGUGCUAAGAGAAAGCCAUCGCACCAGAACUGUUUUUAGAAAAGUUGGUGGAUUUGUGUAUGUCACAUCUUUGCUCGUUGCUAUGGAAAGAUCUUUGUGCUCACCACCGAAGAAUGGCUGGGAGAAAGUAAACCAGAAUCAAGUGUUUGAACUGCUUCACACGGUGUUCUGCACAUUGACUGCAGCAAUGCGCUAUGAGCCAGCCAACUCUCAUUUCUUCAAAACAGAGAUCCAGUAUGAAAAACUGGCAGAUGCUGUUCGAUUGCUUGGAUGCUUCUCAGACUCAAGAAAAAUAAGUCCAUUGAAUGUCUUUCCUUCAAAUACACAAUUAUUUCAAAGACUGUUGGAGGAUGACCUAAUCGCUCUGGAUUCUGUGUCACCUACGCUAAGACAUUGCAGCAAACUUUUUAUAUACCUCUACAAGGUAGCAACAGAUUCUUUUGACAGUCGUGCAGAACAGAUCCCUCCUUGCCUGACAAAUGAGACCUCUCUCCCCUCUCCCUGGGGUACGCCAGCUUUGUCAAGGAAAAGGCAUGCAUAUCAUUCUGUUUCAACACCUCCUGUUUGCCCUCAGAAAAACAUACCUGAUCUUAAACUCCAAGCGGGAUCUACAUCCAUGCAAAGCUCUGACGCGGUUGUUAUUCACCCUGGUGCUAUGCUUGCGAUGCUGGAUCUUCUGGCCUCUGUUGGAUCAACUACACACCCAGAGCAUGCGCUGGACCUCCAGCUGGCAGUGGCCAACAUCCUGCAGUCCCUUGUGCAUACGGAGAGGAACCAGCAAGUCAUGUGUGAAGCUGGGCUCCACGCACGCCUCCUCCAGAGAUGCAGCGCUGCUCUGGCUGAUGAGGACCAUUCGCUGCAUCCCCCGCUCCAGAGGAUGUUUGAAAGGCUGGCCUCCCAGGCACUGCAGCCCAUGGUGCUCAGGGAAUUUUUACGCUUAGGAAAUCCUCUGAAUUGCGGAGCUUGGGACAAAAAGCUGUUGAAGCAGUACCGUGUGCACAAACCGAGCUCAUUGAGUUUUGAACCAGAAAUGAGAAAUAUCAUGGUUACCUCAAUGGAAGGUCUGGGUUCAGACAGCGUCUUCAGUUUGCAUGAAGAUAGCCACUACCGGAUCAGUCGGAGCCUGCUCAAACCAGCUGAAGGAAGCACAGUCCCCCUGACGCGAGUGAAGUGCUUGGUGUCCAUGACAACACCCCAUGAUAUCAGGCUUCACGGCUCAUCAGUUACUCCUGCCUUCAUCGAAUUUGACACAUCUCUUGAAGGGUUCGGCUGUCUGUUCUUGCCAAGUUUGGCUCCCCACAAUGCACCUACCAAUAAUGCUGUCACGACAGGACUUAUUGAUGGUGCAGUUGUCAGUGGAAUUGGAACUGGUGAACGAUUUUUCCCACCACCGUCCGGUUUAAGCUACUCAACUUGGUUUUGCAUUGAACAUUUUAGUACUCCUCCUACUAACCAUCCUGUCAGACUUCUGACUGUAGUACGGCGUGCAAACUCCUCGGAGCAGCACUAUGUGUGCCUUGCCAUCGUCCUCUCAGCAAAAGACCGGUCACUAAUUGUUUCAACUAAAGAAGAAUUACUUCAAAAUUAUGUUGAUGAUUUCAGUGAAGAGUCAUCAUUUUAUGAAAUUCUUCCUUGUUGUGCCCGUUUUCGCUGCGGUGAGCUCAUUGCAGAAGGCCAGUGGCAUCACCUGGUUCUGGUCAUGAGUAAAGGCAUGCUGAAGAAUAGUACAGCAGCACUGUACCUUGAUGGACAGCUUGUUAACACUGUUAAGCUUCACUAUAUUCAUAGCAGUCCCAGUGGCUCUGGUUCUGCCAAUCCUCCUGUAGUCAGCACUGUCUAUGCCUAUAUCGGCACACCACCUGCGCAGCGCCAGCUCUCAUCCUUGGUGUGGCGCUUGGGCCCUACGCACUUCCUGGAGGAAGUUCUGCCUGCCCCAGGAGUUAGCACCAUUUAUGAGCUGGGACCAAAUUAUGUUGGAAGCUUUCAAGCAGUAUAUGUACCGUGCAAAGAUUCCAAGUGUGAAGGAAAUAACCCAUGUCCAGUAUCAUUAGUACCAGAAGAGAAGGUCUCCUUUGGUCUCUAUGCACUCUCAGUUUCUUCUUUUACAGUGGCAAAAAUAAGAAAAGUUUACAACAAACUGGAUAGUAAAGCAAUUGCCAAGCAGCUUGCAAUUUCUUCUCAUGAAAAUGCCACACCUGUGAAGCUGCUACAUAACUCAGCAGGGCACUUGAACGGACCUGCACGCUCCAUUGGUGCAGCUUUGAUAGGAUAUUUGGGAGUAAGAACAUUUGUCCCCAAGCCUGUUGCCACUACUCUGCAGUACAUUGGUGGAGCUGCUGCUAUUCUAGGACUUGUGGCCAUGGCAUCAGAUGUAGAGGGACUGUAUGCAGCUGUGAAGGCUUUAGUCUGUGUGGUAAAGAGCAAUCCAUUAGCCAGCAAAGAAAUGGAAAGAAUCAGAGGUUACCAGGUAUGUAAGAAAUACCUUAAAACAGACUGAAUUUGUUGAAUUUCAGUCUCUGCUAGCAAUUCCCAUGGGAAUUCCUUGUUUUGUUGCAGUGGCCUUAGUUUGUGCUCUUGGGUUUACCAAGCUCUUGGCUGUUUAACAGAGACUAGUUAGUUGGAUAGCUUCUAAAGAGCAAGGUGGAAAAUUUUUCUAAGCAGGUCUACCAAUUUAAUUGUUCUGGUGAAACAUCUCCCUUAAUACAGCAAGGAAGAGCACAACUUAUGUCACUUAACCCUGUUAACAUGAGCCUGUUGCUACAAACAUAAAUGGGACUUAAUGCUGUUAACAUGAGCCCAUUGCUACAGACAUAGGAGCUUCUUUGUCAGUGGUCUACCAGCAACAGAGAACUUGAACACGACGGGAACCAAAAAAGCAGGCUCCUAGAAUUAUUAUUUUGAGAUGACUGUACAGACUUCAUAAUUGGUGAUAUUGGUCGUUUUCAAGCUUAAAACUUUUAAAUUCUCCACUGAGAUAGAAUAGGCAGAAUCACUUACGCAAAAGAAUCAUUUGACUUAAAAAA
Messenger RNA from Meleagris gallopavo (turkey), 4763 nucleotides. NCBI's taxonomy places the organism in Eukaryota, Metazoa, Chordata, Aves, Galliformes, Phasianidae. The record is from RefSeq and is a predicted model, not a curated record.